Camellia sinensis is the source of this 3022-nucleotide messenger RNA. Lineage: Eukaryota; Viridiplantae; Streptophyta; Magnoliopsida; Ericales; Theaceae. The record is from RefSeq and is a predicted model, not a curated record.
CCGUUUUACUCUUUCCAUCACAUCACACACACAGACAAAUUUCUCUCUUUCUCUCUCUAAAAUUACUCUCUCUGUCUCUGAAAAAGCUCUAUAAACUCACAGGAGUUAAACGUGUGGUGACUCGUCCACCUCUCCUUUCAUCUUCAGUACACAGGCAUGUAUGCAAGAAUCCAUAGCUGAAAUACAUAUACAUACAGAUAUAUAUCUUGGCAACGGUUUUUGUAGGGUUUUUUUGGAGGGAAAGAAUCAUAGUGCUAGUAACUUCCCCAAUUCAGUCAGAGGCUAGCUUCAUGAGCGUCAAUAUCAGCAUGCUAGACUCCAUUGCUUGUUUCUACGAUCCCAAGGGAUAUGACAUAAUCAAUCAAACAAGCACUAUUAGGGCCAAUUCUCAUGUAUUUUCAAAUCUGUCUCGACAAUUUUUCUCUGUGCCAUAUACCUAUAAUCGGCGAGUGGGUUUGCCAUUAUUCUCCAUGUAUCAAUGGACAAGUCACUGCUUUUCUUUUACUGCAAAUGCAUCUAAUUACAGACCUUUGUUAUCUUCUUUAAUUUCUGGUGAAAGAGGAUUUCACUUCUCCAAUCAUAGACGAGAUCGGAAGGAGAGAUUCUGUAUACAUGCAGCACUUGAUGUUGCCAGUGCUGUUGAGGUCAUCAAUGAUUUGGGAUUGGAUACUUUGACAUUAUUAGCUGUGACUGUUAUAGUUGUUCCGGCCUUCAAGACCAUCAAGGCUAGCCCUAUACUUGGUUUCUUCUUUGCGGGAGUUGUGCUCAAUCAAUUUGGCCUGAUAAGGAAUCUUACAGACGUUAAAGUACUAUCUGAAUGGGGUAUCCUCUUCUUGCUGUUUGAGAUGGGUUUGGAGCUUUCACUUGCACGCUUGAAAGCUCUUGCAAAAUUUGCCUUUGGCAUGGGAUUGACUCAGGUUGUGUUGUCCACUCUUGCUUUCACAGCAUUUGAGCUUCCCCCUAAUGGGGCUAUUGGAACAAGAAUAUUGGAGUUCCUUUUUCACUCAAGGCCUGAUUUGGUGAACAUCAGGAGUGUUGAUGAGGCAAUAGUGAUCGGUGCUGCUCUUUCAUUGUCUUCUUCAGCUUUUGUCCUGCAGCUUCUUGCAGAAAAGGGUGAGCUUCCAACUAGAUUUGGCUCGGCCACUUUGGGGAUUCUUCUACUACAGGACAUAGCAGUUGUCCCUCUCUUAGUCAUACUUCCAGUGCUGGAGAGCCAGAAUUUGGUUGAGGAAAGUAUUUGGCCAAUGCUUGCUAAAGAAAGUUUGAAGGCUUUAGGUGGACUUGGUUUGCUUUCUCUGGGAGGAAAAUACCUUCUUCGGAGAGUUUUUGAGGUGGUUGCAGAAGCGAGGAGCUCAGAAGCUUUUGUUGCUCUCUGCCUAUUGACAGUUGCUGGGACUUCACUCCUAACCCAGAAGUUGGGUUUCAGUGACACGCUUGGAGCAUUUUUGGCUGGGGCAUUAUUAGCAGAAACAAAUUUCCGAACACAGAUUGAAGCUGACAUAAGGCCAUUUAGGGGCUUGCUGCUUGGGUUAUUUUUUGUUACUACUGGCACUUCCAUUGACAUGCAGCUUCUUUUCCGAGAAUGGCCGAAUGUAAUUUCACUCUUGGCAGGUUUAAUUGUUAUCAAGACUAUAAUUAUAACAGCUAUUGGUCCGCGUGUUGGACUAACUUUACAAGAGAGUGUAAGAAUAGGAUUGCUUCUGUCCCAAGGUGGGGAGUUUGGAUUCGUAGUUUUUUCUCUAGCAAACCAGCUUGGAGUUCUACCACUUGAGUUGAACAAAUUGCUCAUAAUUGUUGUUGUGUUGUCAAUGGCACUGACACCCCUACUUAAUGAGGUUGGGAGAAGGGCUGCUGAUUUUAUUAGCAAAAAGUUUGGUGAAGAGGAUAAAACUACUGACACGGUGAACUUUGAUGCUAGCGAACCAGUUGUUAUCCUUGGAUUUGGGCAAAUGGGUCAGGUCCUUGCCAAUUUUUUGUUGACACCACUGGCUUCUGGAAUAGAUCGUGAUGUUGUGGGACAGCCUUACGUGGCUUUUGAUAUUGAUCCUUAUGUAGUGAAGGCAUCUAGGAAGCUUGGGUUUCCAGUCCUCUAUGGUGAUGCAUCACGCCCCACAGUUCUGCAGUCUGCUGGUAUUUCUUCUCCAAAAGCUGUCAUGGUCAUGUUCACAGGGAAGAAGAGGACAAUUGAGUCUGUUCAAAGGCUUCGGCUUGCCUUUCCUGCGGUCCCAAUAUAUGCCAGAGCUCAAGACCUUGCACAUCUCUUAGAUCUGAAGAAAGCAGGUGCAACAGAUGCUAUUCUUGAAAAUGCAGAGACAAGUUUACAGCUUGGCUCUAAGCUUUUGAAAGGGCUUGGUGUCAUGUCUGACGAUGUGACCUUUCUUAGUCAACUUGUUCGAGACUCCAUGGAGCUGCAAGCUCAGGAAGCACUUAACAAGACUGGUGAUCAAGAACUUGGAGUUAUGGGUCCAUUCAAGGUAAGAGUUGCAGACGUAGCUGGGGCCAGAAUCCACGCGGCAUCAGCAGAAGGCAAAUCUUCGAUGGUGAACCAGACAGAGAGGCAUCACAUCUCGAUGGAGGGGAAAGUAGAAGAUCAAUCAUUGCAUGAAUCCGAGGAUUCAGAUGGCAAUGGCACAUUAUAUUGUGAAUUGGGUAGAGAGAAGAGUUUUCCAACCAGCAGUGAAGAUUCUGAGGGAGACAAAGUUGAGGCAGAUCCAUCAAUACCUUGUGUAACUACCAGUGAGGGACCUUGAAGAUAAUUUUUUUUUUUUCUGUAGUCUUAAGACAGCCUAGUGCUUUAAGUUUGCAGCAUAGCUCAAUGUUUUCUGAGCAUUUUUAGUUUUGUGGCUGAGAAAAAUUGUGACAGCAGAAUAGGUUUUUUUUUUUUUUUUUUUUGGAACUUUGGGAGAAAAUCAAACAACAAAAGAUCCCAAUAAUUCAUACAUGGUUCAAAUUUUUUUAGAACCACACAUGUAUAUAUAAUUGAAUUUGACAACAAUAGUUUAUUCAAUCAAAAGUUGCUAUA